Branchiostoma floridae (Florida lancelet) is the source of this 1781-nucleotide messenger RNA. Its product is annotated as battenin-like. The record is from RefSeq and is a predicted model, not a curated record. The coding region runs from base 129 to 1424 and encodes 431 amino acids. The transcript is spliced from 15 exons. Lineage: Eukaryota; Metazoa; Chordata; Leptocardii; Amphioxiformes; Branchiostomatidae. Gene Ontology annotation, biological process: lysosome organization; regulation of intracellular pH. Gene Ontology annotation, cellular component: membrane; lysosome.
UGUUUCUGCUCAUUCGAUAACUCAAAUCGGUACACAGAGACAUGGAGAAAAUUUCUCCUACUUUAUAAUAUUUAUUUAUAACGUAAGCGCAUAUUAAUGUAAGCAAAUAAGGCCAAGUUGUACUACAUAUGGAAGAGGAAUUUGAGAUGGAACAACAAGACAAUGAAGACAUCGUUCAAAAUCAGGAGACAGCUCCUCAAGAGAGUGUCAAGACAUUCGCCUGGAGGAACAUAGUUGCCUUUUGGUUCCUUGGGCUAUGCAAUAACUUUGGCUAUGUGGUGAUGUUGAGUGCAGCUCACGACAUCCUCAAACAAGAAGAACAUCAGGGAAACUCUACUGUAGCCCAUAGCGGCUUCAACAAGUCCAACCAGUAUGACUGCAAUCCUAUAUCAACAGGGGCCAUACUUCUUGCUGACAUCUUACCUGCACUGACAGUAAAGAUGACAGCUCCUUACUUCAUCCAGUCUAUACAUUACAGCAUAAAAGUAGCUGGUGUUGUGCUGUUUGGUGCGGCAAGUUUUCUAAUCGUGGCCUUCUCACACACGGUGGAGAUCAGUGUUCUAGGUGUUGCCUGUGCCAGUAUAGCAUCAGGACUAGGAGAGCUGACGUUUCUAGGACUGACGUCUUUUUAUCACAGGUCAUCUGUGUCUGCUUGGUCAUCAGGAACAGGUGGUGCAGGUGUGGGUGGGGCUCUCUCUUACGCCGGCCUUCUGCAGAUCGGAGUCUCAGCCAGAAACUCCCUUCUUAUCAUGCUCGUCGUGCCUUUUACUCUGUCUAUUAGUUUUUGGUUAAUCCUGGAGAAGAGAUGGGCCAAACCUGUGAUCUCCAGCCCAGUGGCAGACAGAGAACCUUUGUUAGCUGAGUCUGAUGGUAGACCACCUCCUGCCAGACAAUCAGUUUCAGGGCCAAACCUUUCUCUUGCGCAAAAGUUUCAACUUGUAAAGCCUCUUGUGUGUAAGUACAUGGCCCCCCUGUUCCUGGUGUACGUAGCCGAGUACUUCAUAAACCAGGGACUGUUUGAGCUCAUCUUCUUCAGAAACAUCUGGCUCAGCCACUCCGAGCAGUACAGAUGGUUCCAGGUGAUUUACCAGAUCGGAGUGUUUAUCUCGCGCUCUUCCGUCAGUAUCGUGCAGAUCCACGCGCUGUGGCUCCUCGCUUUCUUCCAGUUUGUGAAUGUUGGGCUGUUCCUGUUGGAGGUGCUACACCCCUUCCUACCCUCCAUCUGGAUAGUGUUUGCCAUGAUCCUGUGGGAGGGUCUGUUGGGGGGAGCCGCCUACGUCAACACUUUCUACAAAAUGUCCAAAGAGAUUGCAGAAGAGCACAGAGAGUUCUCCCUAGGAGUGACGUCCCAGGCAGACAGCUGUGGGAUCGCCGUCGCCGGUGCAAUAGCCAUUCCUGUACACAAUGUACUCUGUUCUCUGUAACCAGAAGCUACAAUUGUUGUCCUUUGUCUCUAUGGCUGGGCGGUUAUGCAAGUGACACGGGUUCGAUUCCCGGUAUUAACCUUAAAAACAUUAUUUUAACCGAAAUUAGUAAGUUUGGUAAAAUAUGCGUGUUGAAAAAAUCACGAACUCAUAGUUUCAUCGUAGAAUUGUUGCCAGCAAUAUUUUAGGAAAAGUCACCAAGUUUCGUUGUCCUAAGCACACGUCUUUUGGAAGUUAUACGACGUCAAAGUUGGUGCAGGCACUUUUUAAUCUAGGUAGGGUUAAACACUGUGGUCUAAGGAGGGGCACCUUACAUGACUUUCCCCACUCCAUCCAAGGGUGAAAGUGGGUAAAUGA